Molecule: messenger RNA, 1689 nt
Organism: Hevea brasiliensis (rubber tree)
Lineage: Eukaryota; Viridiplantae; Streptophyta; Magnoliopsida; Malpighiales; Euphorbiaceae
Product: serine carboxypeptidase-like 31
Exons: 10
Coding region: 48-1469 (473 amino acids)
Biological process (GO): proteolysis
Cellular component (GO): vacuole
Molecular function (GO): serine-type carboxypeptidase activity
Source: RefSeq, a predicted model, not a curated record
UUUUGGGAAGCUAUUCCUAAGUUAGGUCUUUGUUUCCAAUCACCAAGAUGGCAGUGUUCCUCACUUUGGUUCUUGUUGCUGUAAUCCUUGUUGAGCCAGUUGUGAAUGCUAGAUACUCACCAUUGGAUGGUGAUAAGCGACUCAAUUCACUGGACAAUGAGCAUCUUGUAACUAAUUUGCCUGGCCAGCCAGAUGUGGACUUCCGGCACUAUGCUGGUUAUGUUACAGUGAAUGAAAAUAAUGGAAGGGCACUCUUCUAUUGGUUCUACGAGGCCACCACUCACCCUGAUGAAAAACCUCUAGUGCUGUGGCUUAAUGGAGGUCCUGGGUGCUCUUCUGUGGGAUAUGGAGCAACACAAGAGAUUGGACCUUUCCUAGUGGACACUGAUGGACAUGGAAUUAAAUAUAAUCCCUACUCAUGGAAUAGAGAGGCCAACAUGUUAUUCCUGGAGUCCCCGGUUGGAGUUGGUUUUUCAUACUCAAAUACAACUAGUGACUACAGUGUUCUGGGAGAUGAUUUUACAGCAAUUGAUGCUUACGCUUUCUUGCAAAAGUGGUUUCGCAAAUUUCCAUCAUAUAGAACGCGGACAUUUUAUAUUGCUGGGGAAAGCUAUGCAGGAAAAUAUGUUCCGGAGCUUGCUGAGCUGAUACUUGACCGGAACGUGGAUUCAUUCCUUCACAUUGAUCUCAGGGGUAUUCUGAUGGGCAAUCCUGAAACAAGUGAUGCUGAGGACUGGGCAGGUAUGGUGGAUUAUGCUUGGAGCCAUGCUGUCAUAUCAGAUGAAACCCACAAGAUAAUCGGAAAAAGCUGCAACUUUAGAAGUAAUGAUACAUGGAGCAAUAAUGAUUGUAGCCAAGCUGUCGAUGAAUUAUUCAGACAGUACAACGAGAUAGAUAUUUUCAGCCUCUACACCUCAAUUUGUAUUGGUGAUGCAGCAAGUUCAGACGACAAAUCUAGGCAGGUCAAGUUUAUGCAUACAUCUACAAUGAUGCCAAGGAUCAUGGGUGGUUAUGAUCCAUGCCUGGAUGAAUAUGCAGGAGCUUUCUAUAAUAGACCUGAUGUUCAAAAGGCCCUCCACGUCAGUGAUGGUCACAGGCUCGAGAACUGGAGCAUCUGCAAUCAUAAGAUAUUCGACAAGUGGUCAGAUUCAAAGCGAUCAGUUCUUCCUAUAUACAAGAAAAUGAUUGCGGCUGGUCUUAGAAUAUGGGUCUACAGUGGAGAUACAGAUGGAAGAGUUCCUGUAUUGUCCACAAGAUACAGCUUAGGCUCUCUGGGACUACCUGUCAUCAAAGCAUGGAGGCCAUGGUACCACCAGAAGCAGGUCAGUGGUUGGUUUCAAGAAUAUGAGGGGCUUAUAUUUGCAACAUUUAGAGGAGCUGGUCAUGCUGUGCCUAUCUUCAAACCAAGCGAGUCACUGGCAUUCUUCUCAGCCUUUCUUCAAGGGGAAUCUCCACCUUCUUCCCGAUAAAUCAUCAAUACUAAGUUAUGGCUUGGCUAAUUGCAACCUUGUUUUCCUCUCUUAGUGUACUAGGUUUGUAAUUAAGUAGCAGAAAAUAGUGAAAUACUUGAAAAAAAAGGUGUGCUGCUAGUGUUGUUUCUAGACUACUAGAUCUUGUCUUUUGUGAACAGAACAAGUUCUACAUGCUCAACCAAAAGAAUAAUAAUAAUAAUGGGGUUAAUUGUACCAA